AAUGUUGUAUAUUACUAUGCGUAGUACCAUGCUUCCGCCCCUAUGUACUGCUAAGUAUCACGUGACCUCUGGUAACGCAGCCAAUGACGCACAGAUAUCAUCACAGCGACGGUUAUAUCAAGUUAGUGAGUGACUGGUGUAACACUCACUAUAACAAACACUUCAUUGUAGUGGACGUUUAUUUGGAUAGCAUGGUUUAAGACCAACAGACAACUAAACAGUACUAGCCGAGAUAGAUCCGUUAACUAGCAUAACUAAAGAAGAAACGUCCUGCUCGCUCUGUACCAAGGGCGAAGAGCUCUGGUCUGUUAGUAUGAGGCAGGUGGCUGGCUGCUUGUCACUAUAGUAGUUUGGAUAUUUGGAAGACAUAGUCGCCCUGCUGUUUCUAUUGUUUCUUUUGUUGAUUUAAAUUGAUUUCCUAUCGAGUUGAUAUGAAGAGUCUUCCGUACUUCUGCCGGGGAGAAGUCGUCCGGGGCUUCGGGAGAGGAAGCAAAGAGCUCGGGAUUCCGACCGCCAACUUCCCAGACUCUGUGGUGGAAUAUCUCCCGGCAGACAUUGGCACAGGCAUAUACUAUGGCUGGGCAUGCGUAGGCAACGGGGACAUACGCAAGAUGGUGAUGAGCAUCGGCUGGAACCCCUACUACAAGAACACUAAGAAGUCCAUGGAGACCCACGUGAUUCACACGUUUAAGGAAGACUUCUACGGGGAGAUCCUCAGUGUGGUCCUGGUGGGCUACAUCCGUCCAGAGACCAGUUUCCCCUCACUGGAAGCUCUGAUCGCAGCCAUCAACAAUGACAUUGAGCAGGCCAAGUUCAAGCUGGAGCUGCCGGAGCACCUCAAGCUGAAAGAGGACAACUUCUUCACAGCCGCCAUCAGCACAACGACAACAACAACAAAGACUAUAAUGAACGGUCACUAACUCUCGGCCGUUUCCCUUUACACCGACAAACAGGUCCCCAUCCAGCGCAAACAGACAUGUAGACAUCUCCACAGAUGGUUAGGUUAGGUUAGAUAUCCCCCCCCCCUUUUCUUAAAUGCUUACAGAUGCCACACAUUUCCAUUGAGACAAACAUGGGCUUUGGCAUACAAAAGGGGCAUCGGGUCUCUUAUGCCGACUGUGUUGGUUUCAGAUGUACAGGUGCGAAAUGCAAGUCGAAAUUCUUCUGUAGCGGUUGAUGAUGGAUUUUAAGAAGGGGUUUGUUAUUCCACUGGUAAAAUGGACCCUAGACUUAGACUCGUCACUACUGUCCAAAUAUCAGGCAGGCUUUAUUCAGUUUGCCAGUCUACCAGCGACUGCUAGUUCUUGUGUUCAAGAGACAUGAAAUCUUAAUUUUACAUUGAUUGCACAAUGAACAGUUAUGCAACAGUCCUAACCCUAACCUGCUACAAUGCAAGGCUGGACUGGGCAAACAGAGGAGGUUAUAUUUGUCCUAUAUAGUUCCUAAGGCGGUGUCCCUCCUAUGUAGGCAGUAAAAUGUGUCAUGAAGUCACAAGAUCAGUUUCUCAUUAGAAACGGUCUAAUUGUGACCUACCAGAUAAUUUGUUUUGGUUGGAUAUAAAAAGAUUCCUUUCAGGCCAAACUUUCUUGAUGGUCCCUAAGCAGUAAUCUGUUAGUCAACCAGUAAUCUGAUAGAAACAGAUUGAUUUACUGAAGAAACAUAUUUGAUUUCAGCCUUGGAACUAUAUCUAAUUAGUCACUAUUUAAUUCAAGCUGUUCCGUGAAUCUGAAAACAUUUCUGUUUCAAAGUUUAAAUGGGGCAUAGAACAAAGGUCCUCGUGAGCUCUAGUUACACAUUACUUCACUAUCUGUCCCUCGACCCCUGCUGUCUUCACCCUCCUCCAAUGAUUUCUGUUGUGAAAGAAAUCAAGGCUCAGUAUGCCAAAGGGUAGCUUUGUUUGUGUUACCAAUUUAUAGUGAGGUGGAUAAACCAGUCAUAUCAGAGCAGGAAGUUAGGGAGCAUAUAGGGUGUUGUGUACUUCCUAAAAAAAAUCGUACCAACUGGCGAUGUGUUGACUGAUCCCAUGUCAGUUAUUUGUUAGAGUAAAUUAAUACUGUAAAACUACCAACAGAACUCUGUACAUAUUGGAGAGUAAAAAUAUAACAGUGUACAUCCAUCGAAGCCUUAUUUGUAACAUGGUUAGGGAAACAAGUGCUAAUAUUGUGGUCCAUUUUAAACCCAAGUUCUGCUGCACUUUGACAAGGGGGCCACCUGUAUGAUAAAUGAUCCUAUAUACAGUAUGUACAUACUAUAUAGUCUUGAUAGUUUGACAGAUACGGUAAUUUUUUUUCUUUCCUCAUAGAUAAUAUACAUGACAUUAAUGGAAAUUAAAUGUAACUAUUGACCGUGCUAAGAAAGAUCUGUAUUUCCAAUGAUUAGGCCCAAACAUUGGCCAAACUGCAUGUACAUUGUUUGUUCACAUGUAAAUAUCAAGACUUCUAUUGAUUUAAAAGAAAAGCUAACUGGAGAAAAUUUGGCAAAUGAUUACAUAUAUUUAAAUGUUUUGUCGUUUUAUUUAGGAAGAGCAAGGAUCUUGAGGUGAAAUGUUUUUAGCAUUAUAACUAAACACAGCUUCCUGUAACAUAAAACCUUCAAUAUAUAAUUUGGUUGAUCCUGCAAACAGAGCAUGUGUUCAAGUCUUUGGCCACCAACUGAAACAUUGGUUGUCUGUUUUUUAUAGUUUUUGAAUUAAUCAACAAUGGACAUUGCCUACUCAGCCUUAUCUUGUGCCCUGAAUACCAACAGUGUAUCAUAGAUGUGUGUCUAAUCUCUGCAAGAAGGCCUUUGUAUGUAUGCCCCAUGGGGAUUGAUUCUCCUAGGUGUGUCACAUGCGGGCCCACCUUGAUGCGUUUGUUUAAAUAUAUUAAUGGUAGAUGCCUUUAAGUUGUAUCUUCAGUAGGCGAACGUCAAACAAAAAAUUAACAGGCCUUUGUGGUUUUAGUGCGGUAGAAUAUGUUGUCAAUAGUUUGGUGUGACCAAAACCAAUUAUCCAUCCAAAAUGCAUGAGCACAGCUAAAACAAAGUAAAUAAAUGAAUAUAAAUAAC
Gadus macrocephalus (Pacific cod) is the source of this 3045-nucleotide messenger RNA. It is a transcript of the gene rfk, whose product is annotated as riboflavin kinase. Gene Ontology annotation, cellular component: mitochondrion. Gene Ontology annotation, biological process: riboflavin biosynthetic process; FMN biosynthetic process. The coding region runs from base 432 to 920 and encodes 162 amino acids. Gene Ontology annotation, molecular function: riboflavin kinase activity. The record is from RefSeq and is a predicted model, not a curated record. NCBI's taxonomy places the organism in Eukaryota, Metazoa, Chordata, Actinopteri, Gadiformes, Gadidae. The transcript is spliced from 4 exons.